AUGAGCUUCGCCGCCGAGCUAGAGCGUGUCACGGAGAGUUUAGCAGCGCUUUGUCGAGAAAACUUUGGUCCUUGUGGCGAAGAAACGCUGCUGUUCCAAGCUCCAGAAGUUCCUCUUAUCACAAGCGAAGGGCACGCUGUUCUAGCAGCUUGGAAGCGAGGGCUGGAUGGAAAUGAUCCAGUAGCGACAUACCUGCUUGCUUCUGCUGAUAGUGUAUAUGAACAAUUAGGAGAUGCAUCAAGUGAGUUUAUUCUACUUAUAAAUGCUGCAACGAGACUUGCAGCUGAGAAAUUAAGACGAGAGCAAAGUGACUGGAACGUCGUCGGCCAUACGCGAUUAUCGAGAGCUUUUGGAGAACUUAAGUGGGAGCUGAAACGCGAGAUGGAAACACCAGCGUCCGAGCUUUCGAAGCUGAAGUUGCCUGUAUUCAUUGACUCAUCACAAGAGUUUCGAGACGCGUGUUCAAACAUUCUAAUCUCUGCCUUGCGCGGAAUGCUUGGUGAACGAGCUAUGAUGUUUUUGGUCGAUUUGAUCCUCCAGUGGCUAUCUCUUUCAUCAUGCAAAACCGCUAAGCUUUUAUACCAACGUGCACAGCAAUUUAUCAAAUGUGCACCCAACGCGAUCAUUUUCAUAGUCGCACCAUCAAUCUGCACUUCCAAUGUAGUUCCUGAAGAUGAAUUUAUUUUGAAAAAGUCGAUCGUGACGUCGCAACCUCUGGAUAUACUCGAUAGAUGUCGAAAAACAGUUCGAUUUGCUUGCUUUACAUGUCCUCUCUCGCUGUCUUCUGGAUCAAAUAGCGUUGAGCUUGCAACGACCACAGAUGAAGAAUUAUUCACAGCACAUGACGCAGCACGUUUAUUUAUGAUGAGUUUGAUACGUCGUCUUCGAGAUAUUUACGAUGUGCAGCUUGUGAUCACCACUGAAGUUCUUGAUGAAAGUAUUAUCGCGGCUUGCACACGUCAAAACAUCGCAUGCGUUCAAUAUGCUGAGCCUGAACAUAUUGAAGCUCUUUGUAUUUGCGCCGGGAUAACACCCCUCGCUAGUGUUUUUGAUGAUAUACAAGUGGCUGAACAUAUUGGUAAGUGCACGAAUGGAGUCAAUCGAAUGAAAUGCCAACAACAAGCAUGUUUACGACUGCGUGGGUUGUCAAAUUCAAGGACAAAAUGCAAUCAAAAGGUAAACGAUGAGCGCCGUUUUAAUGAGAUUAUGGUUCCACAGCUUUUGAUUCAUGCGCCAUCAAAAGGAGUGUAUAAACAGUAUUAUGCAGCAAUUAUCAAGAGUCUACGGGUACUCAGAUCCUGGUGGGAACCAGGCAAUGAUUGCGAUGUAAAUGUCUAUAGCUGCAGAGGUGGAGGAGCUACGGAAGUGGCCGUUGCAAGGUGGCUGCGUGUCGUGAGUACUUUGCGCUACAAUUUACGUGGAGUUAAUGCCAGCCAAAGAGGCGAACAAUCUUGCAAAAAGAAUCAGAGACAACAACUUUUGGACGGAUUUGCUCAACUCUGUCACAUCAAUCGAGAAACUCAUAGAGAAGAGUAUCCUGGAUAUACGCUUCACUCUCGAAAAAUUCAGACAGUGGCCGGACUUAUUUCAAUCCCUGAAGUUGUAAACGGUGAUCCUGCCAUAUUAGGAUUACUACAUCCAUGGAGACGUAUUGACACACUCUUGUUUCUCGUUCUCGAAAAUCUCGAGCAGGUUUUUAGAAUUGAUCAAGUUUUCUCGAAAAGAACUAAAAGAUAA
Plasmopara halstedii is the source of this 1737-nucleotide messenger RNA. Its product is annotated as GroEL-like equatorial domain. Gene Ontology annotation, biological process: chaperone-mediated protein complex assembly. Gene Ontology annotation, molecular function: ATP binding. NCBI's taxonomy places the organism in Eukaryota, Oomycota, Peronosporomycetes, Peronosporales, Peronosporaceae. Bases 1 to 1737 code for a protein of 578 amino acids. The transcript has 3 exons. The record is from RefSeq and is a predicted model, not a curated record.